AUGACUACCACUACUUUUGAUCCCAAUGAUGUUACUGUUGUGUUUGUUCUCGGUGGGCCCGGUGCUGGAAAGGGUACUCAAUGUGAGAACAUCAAGCGUGAUUAUGAUUUCGUGCAUCUCUCUGCUGGUGAUUUGUUGCGUGAGGAACAAAAGCGUGAAGGAUCCAAGUAUGGUGAGCUCAUUCAAAACUACAUUCGCGAUGGCUUGAUCGUCCCUAUGGAGGUUACUAUCGCUUUGCUCGAGAAUGCCAUGAAGGAAUCCAUCGAGAAAGACAACAAGACUCGUUUCUUGAUUGAUGGUUUCCCUCGCAAGAUGGAUCAAGCCGACAAAUUUGAGGAAACUGUAGUCGAAUCCAAGUUCGUCUUGUAUUUUACAUGCUCAGAGGAAACUCUCUUGGAACGUUUGCUUAAGCGUGGACAGACAUCUGGUAGAGUAGAUGAUAACAUUGAAUCUAUCAAGAAGAGAUUCCGUGUAUUCAAGGAAACCAGUUUCCCUGUCAUUGAGGCUUUUGAAAAGAAGAAUAAAGUUCGUCAGAUCAACUCUGAGCAAACUGUGAAAGAAGUCUACAACGAAGUCAAAAAGGUCUUUGAUGAAGCUCUCUAG
Mucor velutinosus is the source of this 603-nucleotide messenger RNA. RefSeq lists its product as uncharacterized. The transcript is spliced from 4 exons. Gene Ontology annotation, molecular function: ATP binding; UMP kinase activity. The coding region runs from base 1 to 603 and encodes 200 amino acids. Gene Ontology annotation, cellular component: nucleus; cytoplasm. Gene Ontology annotation, biological process: 'de novo' pyrimidine nucleobase biosynthetic process; CDP biosynthetic process; UDP biosynthetic process. Lineage: Eukaryota; Fungi; Mucoromycota; Mucoromycetes; Mucorales; Mucoraceae. The record is from RefSeq and is a predicted model, not a curated record.